UAUCUUGCCGGCGCGCUCGGCCUUUCAGACGCUACCGAACGCCGGUGCGCUCUUGUACGGUGCCGCGUGUUCCCGGGUCUCACGCUCGAACCAGUUCCACGGAGGUUCUCGUACCGAUUUUCCGCCGGUCCCCAGAGUUCGAUUUCGCGCGGUCGUCGACAGUGCCCUUGAAAGGGAUCGCGGAGAACCUAAAUCCUGACCCGACCUCGUGAUGCGUUCCCGCUGACGGGUCACCCGACGGAGAAACCGACCAAAGUGCAACGCGUACGGGAUCGAAGAGUGGACAGACGGCGUGGUAAAGGGCGAAGAGGUCGCGGGAAUACUCUUCGCCGGCAGACAAGAUGAGGGACUUCGUCUCGCCGAAGAGUUGCUUGUUCCUCCUGCUAAUAGCGGCGGCCAGCCUCGCGAAUGCCUUCGAGAAUGACGACUUGGUGUUCGAUCAGGAGGUUAGACAAUCCCCCGACGAAACGCCUACGAUCGUGAUCCAUCAAGAGGAGUCCUUUCUCCAUAGAAUAAAGCGAAGCGUGGUAGACUUUUUUGCCCCAGCGACAACCACGACCGAAACGCCACCAGGCCAAAAAGAGGACGCAACGAAGGACGAGCUUCAAAAUGAGUCGCCGGUCGAACUCGACGAUGACAUAGAACCUGGAGCGGCCAACGACAAGGAGUUGGCUAAUUUGAAGCGGCUGACUCGCGACAACGGCGAGGAAAAGGAAGAAGCUGACGAGCAUAACAACGAGAUCGGUAACGCCGCCGAGAGUCGUAGGGAUCCACCAAAGUUUGGAAACACGGACGACGAGGACUUGGCUGGGUCUGGGGAGGUUGAAGGCAGCGCCACGGAAGUGACACUACUACCUUUCGGUCCACCAAGAACUUACGGAAGAUAUUACCGGAUAACCUUGACAGUCGGUGAACCGUACAAGCCCAAGUACACGAUCAGAAAUAGUCGGGAAUACAAGGAACUGAGCGCCAAUUUAACGCAGGCCAUCGAAGAGUUAUUCGUCCAUCACAUCCCCGAGGAGAGCCAUCAUGCCAACGUCGUUAAGAUAACGCCGACGCCCGACAACUUCAAGUCGCAAGUUACUUUAGACAUUGGCACGUCGUUCUCGAACGACCUGGAGGUAAAGAACAUCCUCGUCGAACACCUGCAGAAGUAUCAUUCCUUGGGCAGCAUCCAAGUGUAUCCCGACGAACUCACCUUCAGAGCGUUCCCAGUCAGGGAUGAGGGCAACGAGCAGGAAUGCGACUCCACCGAAUUGUUAUGUAGAAACGGUGCAUGCGUGCCAUUAGACUCCAGAUGCGAUGGCAUCCCUCAGUGCGAGGACGCCUCCGAUGAGAUCGGCUGUCCUGAAACGACACCGCAUGUUGAGUUAGUGACUGAAACGCUGUUCAGACAAGAGGGGAUCGACGAAGGAUCAGAUGAUAAUACGGAUGAUAAUACUUUAAGACCGGCACUAAACAAGUGUCGCGCAGACGACACGGUGCGCUGUCGUGACGGAAGUCGUGACAUUUGUUCCGUGCAACAAUGUGACGGUACGCCAGAUUGCGAUGACGGUGCUGACGAAGAGGGCUGUCCCCAUCCAGGCUGCAGUACCGGGGAAUUCGCUUGCGACGUCUCCAGGUGCAUUUUGGACUCCCAGCGUUGCAACUUCAUCGAGGAAUGUCAAGAUGGAAGCGACGAACACGACUGCAAUUACCCAGCCUGCACCCCGACCCAAUUCAAAUGCAAAAACAACCAAUGCAUCGACAGCGGCGAGCAUUGCAAUGGCGUCCAGGAUUGUCACGAUGGUUCCGACGAACUCAACUGCCCCUGCCGAGACGACCAAUUCGAAUGCACGCCGGGGUAUUGCGUGCCUAUGACCAAACGAUGCGACAGGUUCAGGGAUUGUAACGGUGGCGAGGAUGAGAGAGAUUGCGAAAAUAUGACACGGUGUCGACCGGACGAAUUCGAGUGCUCCAGCGGAGAUUGCGUCAGCCAGAACGCAAGAUGCGACGGACGUUCGGACUGUUUUGAUCGUUCCGACGAAUUCAAUUGCAGCGUGACCACGUGCAGCGCCGACCAGUUCCGGUGUAUCGAUGGGACUUGCCUGAGCAUCGACAAAAGGUGCAACCACGUCGUCGACUGUCGCAACGGGGACGACGAGAACCAGUGCGGUUGCGGAGAAGCUGAGUUUCGCUGCACGGAUGGCCGGUGCAUCGGUUACGAGUUGCAGUGCAACGGGAUGGAGGAGUGCUCUGAUGGCUCUGAUGAGAGGGACUGCGAACGGAAAUGCACGCCCACCCAGUUCAAAUGCCUCACCGGAAACAAGUGCAUCGAGGGUGUCUACAGGUGCGACAGCCAUCCGGACUGUCCAGAUCGCAGCGACGAAGAUUGCGCAAACGAAACCAUUACACACGCCACUCAGCCUACCAAUCAGCACUGGCCAGGCUUGUCGACCGAGAGAAAGAAGGAAUGCGAUCCGAGCAGGGAAAUGCGUUGCGAUGACGGCAUGUGCGUUCUACUUCGGCGCAAAUGCGACAAUAUCUUCGAUUGUCUCGACGGCAGUGACGAACGUGGUUGUGGGGUCUGUUCACCAGCCGAAUGGAAAUGUGCCAGUGGUGAAUGCAUAGCAGAAAACGAGAGAUGCGAUGACACGAUCCACUGUGUCGAUGGAUCUGACGAGACUGGAUGUGUGAGCGAAUGUCCGGCUGGAAUGUUUCGAUGCGACGACGGAUUGUGCCUCAACAGUAAGAGACGUUGCGACGGUCAGCCGCAUUGUUUGGACGGCUCGGACGAGAUCAAUUGCCACUGUCCCAAUGGCCAGCUUCCGUGCGACAACGGCAUCUGCAUCAACAGUAACUUCUUCUGCGACAACAACGUCGAUUGCCUCGACGGCAGCGACGAACGCGACUGCCACGAGACUGGGGGUAGCAGAGUUACAGAAUCUAUUAGAUGUCAUCAAAAUGAGUUCACCUGUCGGGAUGGAAGCUGCAUUCCAGCGUCCGCCGUCUGCGACGGACGACAGGACUGCCCUCACGAGGACGACGAGUUGAAUUGUCAUCGAGGUAUAAACACGUCGGAUAAAACCUCCUCGAGGAGACAUCCGGACACCCUGGUGGGGCUAACCCACGAGAACCAAGCUAGCAAGGGUUACAGUCAACCAUCGGCUAAUCCGAGCACGCCAAGGAGUUGUGCUCCGGAUGAUUUUGUUUGUGCUGACGGCACUUGCAUCCCUGAAAAUCAUCACUGCGACCAAUUCUACGAUUGCCGCGACUUUACCGACGAACAAUAUUGCUUCGGAUGUGGAAAGGAUCAAUUCCAAUGCACGAAUGGGGUUUGCAUCAGGUCUGAGCAGAAGUGCAAUGGUUAUAUAGACUGUGACGAUGGGUCUGACGAGAGAGAAGACUGUGAUGGUCGGUACCCCGCGCCUGCACGUUGUCCAGCUGGUUACAUCAUGUGCGUCAGUGACAAAAACUGUAUUCCUCAGUCCUCUAUGUGCGAUGGGGUACCAGAUUGUAGAGACAGAUCAGACGAACAGAAUUGCGAUACGUCUACAGAUCUGGCGCGCCUCAAUCUCAAGACAUAUCCCAGCGAGCAAGUAAUCAAAGAAACUCUGGCAAAGCAAGGUCGCGAAGUCGUCUUCCAGUGUCGAGACGAGAGUCCUCUUCGGGCCCAUGUGCGCUGGGUUCGUGGUGACGGUCUUCCUUUACCACCUGGCAGUCGAGACAUCGAUGGACGUCUGGAAAUGCCAAAUAUCCAAUUGGAUCACGCUGGGGCCUACGUUUGCGAAGCAAUAGGCUAUCCUCCAUCCGCGUUAGGCCGGCAAGUCACCGUUCACCUCGACGUAGAAAAGUUCGAUCCACCAGUGACCAGCAGAGCCACGUGCCAAUACGAAGAAGCAACUUGCAGCAAUGGAGACUGUAUCCCUAAAUCGUACGUAUGCAACGGUAGAUUGGACUGCACCGAUGGAUCGGACGAAAUGCGAUGCAGCCCCCAUGGUUGCCAGCCCAACGAGUUCCGUUGCAACAACACCGAGUGCGUGAGCAAAUUGUGGCGUUGCGACGGCGAUCAAGAUUGCGCCGACAGAAGCGACGAAGAAAACUGCGCGCCAUCACCGCCGAACUCCCCCUGCCGUUACUCCGAGUUCGAGUGCGCCAGUGGCCAGUGCAUACCGAAAGUGUACCAGUGCGAUCACGAGAAAGACUGCAUGGACGGCAGCGACGAGAUAGGAUGCUCCGGGGUGUACAUAGUACAGCCACCCCCACCGAUGGUUCACAUAGCUGAAGGAGCAGAUUUGUUGCUCGAGUGCAAGGCGAUCGGCGUCCCCGUGCCAGUGAUCAACUGGCGUCGAAACUGGGGUCACGUUCCUGUAAAGUGUACCAUGACGUCGGUAAAUGGAACAGGGACUCUGACAUGCUACAAUAUAGCCACUGACGAUGCGGGGGCGUACUCCUGCGAGGCGAUCAACAGCGGUGGCUUCGUAUUCGCGGUACCAGACGCGACCGUGAUUGUGGACAGGAGGUCUGAUUCCAUUUGCCCUAAGGGAACGUUCAACUCCGAGGCGAGAACAGCGAGCGAGUGCAUCUCCUGUUUCUGUUUCGGUGUGGCGACCGAGUGUCACAGCGCGAACCUGUUCACCUAUCAGAUACCUCCACCUUUCGACCGUCAUAAAUUUAAGGCCGUCGCCCAGUAUCCAGGUUUUCCAUUGCUCGGAGAUAUUAGUAGCCAACUGAUGGAAGUGGCAAGCAUAGGUCGGGACGGUGUUCAGCUGUCCGCGAUGGAGACGUUGUCGAACGAUGCGUUUGGCGUGAGAGCCGAGGAAAGGGUUACGUACUUCGCGUUGCCCGAGAACUACCACGACAGUCAGCUGAAGUCUUACGGAGGCUACUUGAAGUACAGAGUCCGUUACAAUGGCACUGGUUCGCCAAACUCGGCGCCAUCGGUCAUCAUCAGCGGGAACGACUACGUGCUGGUCCACAGAGACAGGCAAUUGGUACCGAGUUACGACAACGAGGAGUCCGUCAGGUUCUUCCAGGGCGAAUGGUACAAGCAAGAAGGUCACCACGAAAUUCCUGCAUCCAGGGGAGACAUCAUGAUGACGCUUGCACGAGUGGACUACAUUUUGAUCAAGGCCCAAUACGACGAUUCUCCGCACUUGGACGUCCGAAUCACGAACAUUGUAAUGGACACCGCCGAUGCGCGUAAUACUGGCUUAGGAUCCGCGUCCUACGUCGAGGAGUGUGAAUGCCCUUCCGGAUACAGUGGUCUGUCGUGCCAGCAGUGUGCUCCAGGGUUUCUAAGGCGCGAAUCCGGCCCGUGGCUUGGCCAGUGUUACCGAGACGAACAACCUUGCCCACCAGGGUAUUACGGUGAUCCCAUGAGGAACAUUCCCUGUCAAGUUUGCCCCUGUCCACUCACCAACCCGUCUAACCAAUUUGCUCGUACUUGUCACCUCGGCUCGGACGGACAACCGACCUGCGACUGUCCACCCGGAUACGUUGGACGUAGAUGCGAACAGUGCGACAUCGGAUAUACAGGCAAUCCUCUCAUACCUGGAAACAUGUGCGUUCGUGCUGGGCAAUGCGAUCCCGAUGGUAGUCACAGCGUGAUCGCGGAUCCUAAUACCGGACAAUGUCGAUGCAAGCAAUACGCGACGGGCCUCACUUGCAACCAAUGUAAGGCAAACACAUUUAAUCUGGCUUCGAAAAACCAAUUCGGCUGCAUCAGCUGCUUCUGCAUGGGUAUCACCAACCAAUGCGUGUCGUCUAACUGGUACAGAAACGACAUCCGAGUCUCCUUCACCAAUUCCGUUCGAGACUUUUCCCUCAUCGAGUCGAAGACCCCGGAUGCACCGCCUAUCGUGGACGGCAUUCAUGUAGAUACGAUAAAUCGCGAAAUCAUUUACAAUGACUUCCCGAGCCGUGGAACCAACGAUAUUUACUACUGGCAGCUGCCCAGCAUCUUCCUGGGCGAUCAGGUCACCUCUUAUGGUGGAAAUCUUCAGUAUACGAUUCGAUACGUUCCAUCACCCGGUGGUCACAGUUCGAGAAACAAUGCUGCCGACGUUGAAUUGAUCAGUGCCAACGAUAUUAAUUUGUUGUACUUCUCUGGUAAAUCUCCGGACUCGAACACGCUGCAAAACUUCACGGUUCCUUUGUUGGAGCAAUAUUGGCAGCGCAACGACGGAACGCAAGCCGACAGGGAACAUAUGCUAAUGGCUUUGGCCGAUAUACGCGCGAUCAGAAUCAAAGCCACCUACACGACUCAUACCGACGAAGCCGCAUUGUCCUUAGCGUCUCUGGACACGGCUGAGAAGCACAACACGGGAAGAAACCGUGCAGUCGAGGUGGAGGAAUGCAGCUGCCCGGUCGGUUACAAAGGACUAUCCUGCGAGGAUUGCGACAUUGGAUACACUAGAACCAACGAAGGCCUCUAUCUGGGUGUCUGCGAAUCAUGCAACUGCAACGGACACUCCAGACAAUGCAAUCCCGACACUGGAACGUGCGAGCGCUGUGAACACCAUACUACCGGAGACUCCUGCGAAGUCUGUGAGCCAGGAUACGAGGGCGACGCGACCCGGGGAACCCCGAACGAUUGCGUGUACAGAAAUAUGAGCACGUGCAAUUGUAACGUGGCCGGAUCGUACAGCGACGCGUGCAUCGGUGGACGAUGCGAAUGCAAACGAAACGUGGAGGGUCCUGAGUGCAACCGAUGCCGACCGUCCACGUUUGGACUGUCCGCGGAGAACCCUGAUGGAUGCAACGAGUGCUAUUGCAGUGGCGUAACCGAUCAAUGCCACGAGAGCUCGCUUUACGUGCAACAAAUACCGAUCUGGGUCUACGACACCCACCACGGAUUCACUCUCACCGAUGCCACGAGACAAGAGGUAAUCGACGACGACGUCUUCGAAUUGAACAUCGCUAUGAACGAGAUCGGCUACCGCUAUCCGGACAGUCGAGGUCGCAGUUUGUUCUGGUCACUGCCAUCUGUGUUCACCGGUAACAAGGUCAAAAGCUACGGUGGCAAUCUAACGUUGACCCAGCACAUCACCGCGUAUCCUGGUGCUCAAAGCUUUAAGGACCAAGACAUAAUUCUGAUUGGAAACGGAAUCACUCUGUUCUGGACAAACCCUACGGAAAUCCAACCCGAUGUACCAUUAACAUACUCGGUGCCACUGAGGGAAUCGGAAUGGAAACGUCUGAGCAUGGAAGGGCUCCGCGUAGCCUCUCGCAUCGACCUUAUGACCGUACUCUCAAAUCUCGAAGCGAUCCUAGUUCGUGCUUCUCACAGCGAAAGAAUGACGGCCACUUAUAUUAGUGACAUCAGCCUCGAUACGGCCGUAGAUCAUGUAACUGGACACAAACGAGCGGUCCAAGUAGAAGUUUGCCGCUGUUCGCCCAGCUACGUAGGAACGUCCUGCGAGUCCUGUGCUCGAGGCUAUUACAGAGACAUCAGCAAUCGAUCUGUUAGUUACCUGGGAUCCUGCACUCCGUGUCCUUGCAACAACAACGAAGAAAGCUGUGACGUUUCCAGAACCGGUCAAGUAAAAUGCCAUUGCCAGUCGGGAUACACUGGCCAAUAUUGCCAAGAUACCGGUGAACUGAUGGUAAGUCUAACGCCAAUGACGGGCGAAGUAAAGCCACAUACGUGGACACUGUUUACGUGCAGUUACGAGUCCACGGAUCCAUUCUAUAUCUAUUUUAAACUAUCGCCGUUUCGUGACUCGCCCUUAACCGCAUCCAGUGCCACGCCUAACCCCAUCGUGAGGAGCAAAACAGGAGCCUCGCGUACCUGGCACGUUUACGUGCAGGAAGAUCCCUGCAACGUGGAGUGCUACAUCCAGGACCCAAACGGCAAAGACCUGAUCAAAGUUGUGACGUCGGUUACACCAGAGACGACCCCCCUGCCACCCAACGUACAUCCACCAAAGAUUAUAGUGUACAUCAAGGGGCCAGAGAUCCAAAUCGUUGAAACGGGAAGCACAGUUAGAUACCACUGUUCUGGAAGGGCUGUGGACAAUGGAUCCGUGCACGUUAGAUGGGAGAAAGAAGGUGGCUACUUGCCCCCUGAACGAAGCGUGGACGACAACCGUGGUUUACUAAUCAUUCGAGACGUGAUAGUAUCGGACAGUGGUAUCUACGUUUGCCAAGUUAGCGAUGGCGUACACGUUGCAUUGAAAAAUGUCACCCUUACCGUUGGAGCGUUUCCGAAAAGCUUAUUAGAGAUCCCAGGUGCACAGCCAACCGCGCCAAGAGCCACCGUUAUGCCGACAUCUUUGCAAGUAAUUGAAGGGGAGUUCGCAGAAUUCCGUUGCGAGGCAGGCGGGUAUCCGUCGCCUCAAAUUGACUGGAUUCGGGUCCACGGUCCCAUGAAUCCGGAAGUGACCAUCGAUAACGGAGUCUGGACGCUUCGAGCGGUGUCGAAGAACGACGAAGCCGAGUACAAGUGCGUCGCCAGGAAUAACGUAGGCAUAGAUGAAAAGACGGUUGUUCUUUACGUGAAAGAUAAUCCCAACAAGUCACCGCCAACCGAUAUAGCGCCCGUCAUAACUCCGCCAGAAUGGACCGGCUCGGUCGGAGAUGUGAUUAGGAUAACGUGCACCCCGUCUCAGUCUGCCAACGUCACGUGGACCAGGAACGGGUACUUGCCUAUGCCCACCACGUCCACUCAGAUCGACGGUGUGCUCACCAUCAUGCAUCCAACUCAGCACGAUUCAGGCAUUUACGUGUGCACGGCCACCAGUUACUACGGAACGGAAACGAGCAGCUUCAUCAACAUAAUCGUGAUGCCUCGCAGACCAGCGCCCUCCGUAAAAGUGAUGCCCGAUAUGCAAACCGUUCCGCAAGGUACCACAGCGGAAAUACGAUGCUUCGUGAACGGAGAAUCGGAAGCGCAAAUUACAUGGAACAAGUACCUGCAACAGCUGAACCCCAACGCAGAACACAUAGGCGACACUCUGAGGAUUCCUAACAUCCAGAUUUCCGAUCGUGGUGUCUACAUCUGUCGCGUAACCGGACCGAGUGGUAGCCACGAGGCUAGCGGCAUCAUCGAAGUUGAACCUCGCGAGGUUCCGCUGGUGGAAUUGUAUCCGAAAGACCCGCAGACGGUAAUUCUGGGUGGAUCGGCCGAUUUGCAUUGCCGAGCAAUAGCUGGAACACCAACACCACAGCUGCACUGGUCUCGUCAGGAUGGCAGACCGUUCCUUUCCAACGUUAAGCAGCUUUCCGGCGGUGUUCUUAGAUUCACGAACAUUACGAACGCCGACAAUGGAGCGUACGUCUGUUCCGCGGCGAAUUCGGUUGGCUCCACGUCGGCAGCAACUUACAUAGAGGUGCAGUCCAUGCCUGAGAUCACUAUUUCGCCCUCGUCUGGAAUGCUGAACGUUAAACGCGGCGAGAUGGUGCGACUGGUUUGCAGCGCGACUGGCACCCCUACUCCCAAGGUCGAAUGGGUUAGACACGUGAACGGAAUGAUGCCUUACCCGGAGUUUAAAAUGGCCAAGGAUACUCCUCUCAGCGCCGUUUACGAAAUAGCCUCUAUCUCCGACGACGACGAAGGCUCGUACACUUGCCACGCGAUGAACACUGCAGGAAUGGUCGAAGAACGGGUUCAUAUUCGCAUAGACGACGAUAACGAGGUUUACCCGCCCUGCAGAGGAGACGUGCCAUGCCACAGACCCCCUGAGCAUCCGGACCGCUAUCCCGAUCCCGAUAAUCGCCGUGAUCCUAACGGAGAAGCCUUGAUCCCGGUGGAUGAAUCCAAGAUACCCAUUGGUGGCAGAGUGGAGAUGCGCUGUCGAGUGUACGCGUCGAAUGGUAACGAUAUUCGCGUGGAUUGGAGGAGGAGCGACCAUCGUCGCAUGCCACAUGGUCACACGGUUCACAAUGGUCUACUCAUCAUUCCUGGCGUGGAUAAGAGCGCCGCUGGGGAGUACAUUUGUCUGGGCAUGGAUCAAACUGGAAAUAUCCUGUUCAAAGCAAAGUCUCUUCUCAUAGUGCAAUCGCCGCCCAGAAUCGUGUUGAAUCCGCCUCGACAGACGGUUGGUCUCGGUGAAAAUCCCUCGAUCGUUUGCAGCGCAACUGGAGACGAACCGAUGACCAUCGAGUGGGCAGCCAUAGGACGUAGUCUUCCACAUGGUGUUCCCCAUAAUAGUAGCGUAUUACAGUUCCAUGGAAUCACUUACGACGACGCUGGGAAAUACGUCUGCAAGGCGAUGAACGCUGCAGGAACCGCCGACGCUGUGGCUGAGGUUCUAGUGAACGAAAACUCCUACGAGGGCACGCGCGUUCAAGCAGCUCAGAAGGACGUGGUCGCUUAUGUUGGUAACCCUGUACAUUUGCGAUGCAUCGCGCGAGUACAGGCGGAGAUACACUGGUCCAGGGAGGGGCAACCAUUGCCUUCGAACGUCAGGAAAGGAAAGGAUUACCUGGAGCUGCCACACGCCAGGCCCGAGGACAGCGGAAGAUACAUUUGCCAGAUCCAAACUCCUCACGGAGUGUCCAGCGAUUAUAUAAAUCUGAAUGUCUCCCUAGUUAAUUUGCCCCCGGAUUGCAUGCGAGCGAACCAAACGCAAUGCGGGCAAAAAAAGUGCAUAUGCGGCGAUCGAGGAUGCAUACUCUUGGAUUACUCUUGCUACGAUAUUCAGUACUACAACGAUAGCGGUGACUACUACUACGACGUCCUGAAAAGCCAUUAUCUUCAGCAACGACGUGCUACCAACGUACCCAGGAUCAGCGUCGAAGUGUCUCAAGAUCCGGUCAACAUCGGAGAUACCAUCACUAUCCGUUGCGACUAUUCCGGCACCCACACUCCUCGUUACCACUGGUCCAGAGCAAAUCAUCCCAGUUUGCCAGCGAAUUCACAACGGCACGAUAACAGUUUAAGACUGACCGACGUCACCGUCGACAACAGCGGAUACUACACGUGCACAGCAGAGACGCCGGAAGGCAUUUUCAAACAGGACUUCAAUCUCGUCGUCCACGGUGGACACAACGACGAACCAGCAAUUGAAACCAAAUACGCGCCUUACGGAUCCAGCGUCGAGAUGAACUGUCGCCCUAAUCUCGAUCCGCCGCUUAAAUUCCAAUGGAGCAAACUUGGUGGUGUUCUACCACACGACACUUUUGAGAGCAAAUUGAAUCUGACUAACGUAAAGGCCGAAGAUGCAGGAACGUACAUCUGCACCGUGAACAACGAUCUCGAAAGCAUCGAAAUACCGACUGUGCUGGUCGUGACAGGGGUGGUUCCGUACUUCAGCCAGGCGCCGGAGAGUUUUAUUGCCCUGCCACCAUUGCCAGAUUCCUACUUGAAGUUCAACAUCGAAGUGUCCUUUAAGCCUGAAAGCUACGACGGUAUUAUUUUGUACAACGACGAGUCGAACAGCGGAGACGGUGACUUCAUCAUGCUGUCACUGGUGCGAGGAUAUCCGCAAUUUAGUUUCGAUCUUGGCUCUGGACCAACCGUCAUUCACGCGGACGAGCCCGUGUCCCUGAGCGAAUGGCACACGAUCAAACUCCAACGCAAUAGAAAGGAAGGAACGAUGCUGGUCGACGGAGACGGUCCAUACAAAGGCGUAGCCUCUGGCAGAAGGCAGGGAUUGGAUUUGAAGAAGUUGCUGUUCGUGGGCGGCGUUCCUAAUUACAAUAUAAUCAACAAACACGCGGAGAUCACCACUGGUUUUGUCGGCUGUAUCAGUAGAUUAGUUAUCGGGAACAAGGAGAUAGACUUGAACGGCAACCAGGCAAACAGCAUCGGGAUCACGAACUGCGAAACGUGCGCUGAGAAUCCAUGCAACAACGGCGGAGUCUGCCAAGAAGCUGCUACCAAAACUGGAUACACGUGUCUAUGUCGAGCUGGCUAUAGCGGGAAAUACUGCGACUACCUCGGCCAGUCCUGCUUUCCAGGCGCUUGCGGAGAAGGCAAUUGCGUAGACAAAGAAACGGGCUUCGAGUGUUACUGCCCGUACGGAAAAACGGGCCCUCGAUGCGAGAACUCGAUGAAAAUCUACGAGCCAGCUUUCCACGACGAUAAGUCUUUCAUCGCUCAUGAUACCCCGAAAGCCCUUCGACGGUUGAAAGUGGCGCUAAACUUCAACCCUCUGGACAAUAAGGACGGCAUCCUGAUGUACUGUUCCCAAAGCGACGAAGGACUCGGGGAUUUCGUGGCGCUUGUCGUCAAGAACAGACACGUCGAGUUCCGUUACGACAUUGGUUCCGGCCUGGCGAUCAUUAGGUCGUCUCACGUUCUUCAACCUGGCGUGUGGACACACGUGUCGAUAAACAGAGACUUUAAAGAAGGGAAUCUGACCGUAAACGGAGAACCCACCGUCGGAGGCAAGUCUCCAGGUACUGCACGCACCAUGACACUUUACACACCACUAUACAUCGGCGGUGUUGAUCGCAGAAGAAUCACAGUGAAUAAACAUGCUGGCGUCGAUCGUGCUUUCCGUGGUUGCAUCAGUGAUCUUGGAGUCUCUUCAAUGUCCGUCGACAUCCUAAAAUCGGCGAUAGAUUCCGCCAACAUUGACGACUGCAAUGUUUUACACCCAAAUCAAACGAAACUGGCUACUUUGGUCACUACACAGCCGUCCACAACAACGCCCUACAAUCCCUGCACAUCGAAUCCAUGUGUCCAUGGCAUGUGUCAGAGCACAGACUCAUACGACUACUCCUGUACCUGUGAAUACGGAUACGUGGGCAGAAAUUGCGAAAAUAUCCUAAAACAAUGCGAACUCCUCCUUCCCUGCAAAAACGAGGGGUCAUGCACGGAUCUCCAUGGAUCCUACAAGUGCGACUGCCGACUCGGUUACAAUGGACAGAACUGUGAAAAAUCGGCAGAGAUAACAUACGAUGUCGCGUUCACGGGAGACGGUUGGUUGGAAUUGGACAGAUCUGUAAUUAAUCAUAACGAGGAACGUGAGCUCAUAGGCUUUGAGAUCUCCACUAACAAAACUAGAGGACUGAUCAUGUGGCACGGACAAUCGCCAAAUGAUCUGAAUCCCGAUCAUUACAUGGCCCUUGGAGUCGUUGAUGGAUACGUGGAAUAUCAGUACAAUUUGGGCACCGGACCGGUCAAGAUUCGCGUUACUGCUCAGAAGGUGGACGACGGAGAACGGCACAGAAUAAUUCUGAAACGCCGUGGUAGCGACGGUAGCAUCGAACUGAAUGGCGAACACAUGGAAAAUGGCGCCAGCUACGGUACCGAGCACGAUUUGAACACCAGGGGCAACGUUUUCUUGGGAGGAGUGCCCGAUUAUGCGAUGACCUACGGGAAAUAUCACGAAGGGUUCUCCGGUUGCAUUUACACCAUGGAAGUGCAAGACUCCGGUGCCAUCGACAUCGGUGAAAAAGCCAUACGAGGGAAAAACGUUUCACCGUGCACAAGAGCAAGAUGGAUUCCGUCUUCCUUGGUAUUUACCGACGCAGACACGGACAUCUUCGACGCGUUUGUCCCCCCGCCCCCUGUAAACAUUAUCCACCCGAAGCCAGCGGCCAAUCUGGCUGCUUAUAAUAUCAAACAUUACUCGUUGUUGAUCCUACUACAAAAUCUGCUCGCCUUCGCCAUGGACGUGCGGGAGCAGAGCUUGUUUUUUACAGUAUUAUGCAUAGACACCAUAAAUGCUAUAAAUUUUGUAUUAAGUUAA
Molecule: messenger RNA, 13622 nt
Organism: Colletes gigas
Lineage: Eukaryota; Metazoa; Arthropoda; Insecta; Hymenoptera; Colletidae
Gene: trol
Product: basement membrane-specific heparan sulfate proteoglycan core protein
Exons: 61
Coding region: 342-13622 (4426 amino acids)
Cellular component (GO): plasma membrane
Molecular function (GO): protein binding; calcium ion binding
Source: RefSeq, a predicted model, not a curated record